AUGGGGAUCUUAAGAUGCCGAAAACAGCAAUGCUUCGGCAUCGCCAUUGUUGUCGCCAUAUGCACACUGUACCUACUAGGUUUAUGGACAGGUCCCGGCAGGCCCUUGAACGCGAGUGUACCGUUCACCGCGCAACAAAACCCAUCAUCGCCACCAUCAUCCACUACCACGACAACCAGACAUACCGUCCCGGGCGACACGGACUCGACCGUACGAACAGCAGACCGCGGUCCAAAGCCAGCACCCCCAGGUCAGCACCCCGUGUCGCACCUCAUCCAAGCAGCCGAGGUCGAGAUGAAAGCCACGCUCGCCCGGCAGUCCAAGACGCUCCGGGACGCCGUGGCCGAGUAUCGCCGGCGGCAUGACGGCCUGCCACCACCGCCAAACUUUGACAAGUGGUGGGAGUUUGCGCGCGCGCGCGACGUGCAGCUCAUCGACGAAUUCGACGGCGUCGCGAACUUACUGACCCCGUUCUGGGGCCUGCGGCCCGCAACGAUCCGCGGCCGCGCCGCCGAGGCGCUGGGCUUCGCGGGGAACCUGCUGCUCGGUGUGCAGGUCCGCGGCGGCAGGGUCGCGCACAUAUCGGGAGGCAAUGACUGGCACCGCAAAGCCCUCAGCGGCAUGAUGGCCUCGUUCGUCGAGCACCUGCCCGACAUGGACCUGGCGUUCAACGUCCACGAUGAGCCGCGCGUGGUGGUGCCGCACGAUGACAUGGCGAGGUUGGUUGCGCGGGCUGCAGAGGAGAGGGCCGCUGCGGCUGCGGGCAAGAAGCCUAGGAACUCGUUCGGCUCGCCCGGGGGUGAGGCAAGGCCCGUGGGGCUGGCGCCCGAGGGCGGGUUCGACGCCGUCGGCACGACGCGGUUCAACACGUAUGCGCACCAGUCGACCUGGCUGCACUCGCGGGCGUCGUGCGGGCCGGGCUCGGCGGCGCGGAUCCUCGACGACUCGGAGCGCGUCGACGACGUCUCGCAGUCGCUGAUGGGGGAGCUGGGCUUCGUGUACAACGCCACAGCUCUGUCCGACGUCUGCUCGUCGCCGUCCCUGGCCACCUCGUUUGGGCUCUUCGAGAGACCCAACGCUUACAGCGUGGUGCAGGAGCUGUUCCCCAUAUUUUCAGCGUCCAAGGUGUCGACCUACGCCGACAUCCUGUACCCCGCCCCUUGGUACUGGUAUGAGAAGGUCGCGUACGACGAGGCGCAGGACCCGAGCUGGGAGAGCAAAAAGGCAAAGCUGUACUGGCGCGGCUCGACCACGGGCGGAUACAGCCGCAACGGCGGCUGGAGGCGCCACCAUCGGCAGCGCAUGGUGGACAAGCUCAGCAAUGCCGAGUCGGCCAAGAUUCUCGAGCCCGUCCCAACCAGCGACGCUUCGCAGCAACAGAAGUGGCAGGCGAAGCCGGCACCACGCAGCCGCCUCGCGUCCCUCUUCGACGUCUUCUUCUCGCACGUCGGGCAGUGCGACCCAGCCGACUGUGACGAGCAGGAGCGGCACUUCACCGUCAAGGGCCGGACGCGGCCCGAGUCGGCCUGGCACUACCGGCACCUCCUAGACGUGGACGGCAACGCCUUCUCGGGCCGCUUCUACGCCUUCCUCCGGUCGCGGAGUCUCGUCUACAAGCUGUCCAUCUUUCGCGAGUGGCACGCCGAUUGGCUCAAGCCCUGGGUCCACUACGUGCCCAUGAGCCUCCGCGGCGACGACUGGGCCGAGCUCGUCAGGUACUUUAGCGAAGGCGGCGCGGAUGGCGGCGAGGAGCUGGCCCAGCAAAUGGCGCUCGGCGGUAGGGAGUGGGCCGCCAAGGUGCUGCGGAAUGAGGACCUCGAGGUGUGGUUCUUUAGGUUGCUACUUGAGUACGGCCGGGUCGUCGAUGACGAUAGACAGAAUAUUGGGUAUUUGGCUUGA
Molecule: messenger RNA, 1899 nt
Organism: Pyricularia pennisetigena
Lineage: Eukaryota; Fungi; Ascomycota; Sordariomycetes; Magnaporthales; Pyriculariaceae
Exons: 2
Coding region: 1-1899 (632 amino acids)
Source: RefSeq, a predicted model, not a curated record